Messenger RNA from Leguminivora glycinivorella, 900 nucleotides. RefSeq lists its product as uncharacterized. NCBI's taxonomy places the organism in Eukaryota, Metazoa, Arthropoda, Insecta, Lepidoptera, Tortricidae. Gene Ontology annotation, molecular function: structural constituent of egg chorion. Gene Ontology annotation, biological process: multicellular organism development; chorion-containing eggshell formation. The record is from RefSeq and is a predicted model, not a curated record. The transcript has 2 exons. Bases 56 to 643 code for a protein of 195 amino acids. Gene Ontology annotation, cellular component: egg chorion.
CUAAAACAGAGUAUUAUAGUAUAAUUUAUUUAUAUAAGAAUAAUUGUUAAGGAAAAUGAAUUAUUUGCUGUAUUUUUUCCAACUUGUCAUAAUACAGUACACAACAGCACAAGUCUUCAGCAGCCUUGGAGGGCGAAAAUUCCUAAACAACCAAAACUGUGGCAAUUUACCUCUAGCAACCAAUUUUGCCAACAACGCCAAUCUCCUAGCCAAUAUUGGCCAAACAAACCAACUAUCCAAUAACAUCAUUGCACAGAAUAACUUAGGACAAGAAUAUCUAAUAAGCAACGCAAAUUACGCUAGCAACAUACCCAGCAAUAUCAAUUUAGCUAGCAGCAACAGUGGGAUAGCUAGCAGCAACAUUGGCCUAUCUAACAACAAUAUUGGUUUGACUAGCAAUAUAGGCGUAAGCAACAUUGGCAGUGAAGUCUUUUACAAAAAAGCCCCAAUGUAUGCUAAUGUUGUCAAACCUCCAAGAGAAUAUGGUAUUGAGUUUUCAUCAGGGGCGUUGCAAGUUGGUGGUAAUGUUGAAGUGAAUGGGAGGAUGCCUUUCAACGCUAAUGUUGCACUGAAUGGGGCAGUGCCGGCGCAGGGAUUGGGAGCAGUGGAUUAUAGGUGUGACAAGCUGGGAGAAGAGAACUAGGGUAAAUUACCCUAUUAUAAAUUAAAGGAAAACUUGAAAAAUUCAUACCUUCGGCAGGACUCGAACAUGCGACCGUCUGUUUUGCCGGAGCAGUCGCUAUGAUCUACAUAUAACCACGGAGGCCUGCUGGAUGCGUACAAAUUUUUCCAUGCGGAAUUUAUAAUUCCUAAACGCCUUAGUGUGGCGUAAUAGCGCUACCCUAUUAUAAAUAUUCUAGUUUUAUUAUUUAUUCAGCUUAAAUAAAGUAAUGUAAAUUA